AUGCCCGCCUUGAUCGCCCGCGACGACGCCGGCUACGCACUCCCCUUCUUUGUCAUAGUGCUGCUCAUCGUCUUCGGCGCGCUCUGCCUUGUCAUUUGCGGCUACGCCAUUCACCGUAUAUCCAGUUUCAAGCCAGGCGGUGAUGGGUUCAAGCCAGUCUCUGUAGCGCAGGCGGACUACAUGGCGGAGGUGAGGAUCAGGAACAUGAACAGCCUGGCUUAUGAGGGAAGGAGGAGUCAGUGGGGGAAGGGUCCUGUGCCGGAGUACAGGGAGGGUUGA
This is a messenger RNA of Macroventuria anomochaeta, 279 nucleotides long. RefSeq lists its product as uncharacterized. NCBI's taxonomy places the organism in Eukaryota, Fungi, Ascomycota, Dothideomycetes, Pleosporales, Didymellaceae. The coding region runs from base 1 to 279 and encodes 92 amino acids. The record is from RefSeq and is a predicted model, not a curated record. The transcript has a single exon.